Messenger RNA from Pelobates cultripes (western spadefoot toad), 6492 nucleotides. The record is from the annotation of a GenBank genome assembly. NCBI's taxonomy places the organism in Eukaryota, Metazoa, Chordata, Amphibia, Anura, Pelobatidae.
GUUUGUGUAGAAAAGGUCUAAGACAAAAAACCACCAUGGGUAAGGCAUUUCUUGCCAUCUUUUGCUCACUUCUGCUAAUCCUGACUUGCGCCCAAGGUAAGGUUGCAGUUUAACUCUGAAUUUUAAAAAAAUAAAAAAUGUUAUUUAGAACUAUAAAUGUUUAAUUGAAACAUAUCUUUCAACAUUUCACAUGGACAGAAGGGGACACUUUAAUUUGUGAGAGUGGGGUUGGGCUGGGGUAGGCUGUUUUAAUAAAUGUUUUGUGACUUACUAAUAACAAUCUAUGCCACUAAAUUUCAUUUAGAACAAGAAUAAUAUCUUACUGAUACAAACUGAUUUCAAAACAUAUUUAUGGUCAUUUAAAGACACAUUACUGUGAGUAUUAUUGCUGUGGUGCUCUGUUACACCAACAAUAUUGAACUCCUUGAAAAGAGGGACAUUAGAAAAGAUGGACAGAGGGAUUUGGGCCAAAAAUAGGGACUAUCUGUCCUAAAUAGGGACACUUCAGAGGCAUGUUUUAGAUAUCAAAGAGUAAAUAUAUAAUAGAUCUGUACAUGCUCAUUAAUUCAUAUAAAACUUUAUAGUUAGGUAAGAUAAAUUGGAAAGAUGGGAAGAGUUUAGGUUUUGAAGCGAACAAAUAGAAGAUCUAGAUGAUACCUGCAAAGAAAUGGGCAUUAAGUAAGGUGAUAAGACAUCUGAUCUAUUAUCUGUGCAAUGUAUAUCUGUGUGUAUAUCUGUGGAUGUAUGUGUGUGUUUAUGUCUUGAAGUUAAGACCUGACCUUAAUUAUGUAUGUAUUGAUGUAAGGACAGACCAGUGCUCCUCAACCCUCUCCUCAAGGCGCACCUAACAGUCCAGGAUUUAGGGAUUACCCAGGUGCGUCUAAUGUGUUUAAAAAAACAAAAAAACCUACACACUUUUGACGCUAAAGCUUCCCCCCCCUUUUUCUAAACACCUUAGACACACCUGGGUAAUCCCUAAAUCCUGGAGUGUUGGGUGUGCCUUGAGGAGAGGGUUGAGGAGCACUGGGACAGACCCACUAUUGAGCCCUUCCACAUUUUAAGUUCUAGAACCACCACUCUACUUCUUUACUCAUUCUGUCCAAAAUGUCUUGCCUGUUCUCUUCUCUCCUAACCUGUCUUCCCCCUGAAUGCUCCCACGACUCUACUGAAAAUUCACACUGUCAAAAGUAAUUUAUCUUGAAAGGAAAAUAAGCUUAACACCUGCUAAGGAAUGUACACGUUCUAUGCAGACAUCUUUAAGGUAUUUUAUAUGUCUUUAUGUUAUGUCAUAUUAAGGGUGCAUAAGUACACUGCCCUGCGCUAGCACCAGGCUUAUCAAGUUUCCAAGUCACAGUGGUGCUGGUGAAUAAAUAUAAUCCUGGCCUCUAGAAAAGAUUGUACAUUGUUCUCCGACCCCAGUAAGGAAUACCAUUCUUUCACUGCAUUCUAGUUACUAAUUCUGAAGGAAGGGUCAGGGCUCCCACCCAACCAGUUAUAAUGAGAAGAAUCAUGAGCAUUGGCUAGUUCAAGGCUACUUAUCAGAUAAUAAUGCAACUGGUUCACUUGUUUUAGCUCAGCUCAGCUCAGCUCAGCUCAAAUCAAUUGCAUGAAAAAGCAUUUUUUCCCCGAGUUCAACAGACAAAGGACUUAAGGGUCCAACUCAGGUCCGCUCAAGCCUAUGUUUUACAUUAUUUGUGAGAACGUCAUUUGCUAUAUGAUGAGUGAUGCUUUACUAGAGUUUGUGUUAACCUUCAUUAAAAUAUUUUCCCCAUCUCAGGUACUUUGAACUAAAAUUGCCAAUAUAUAAGUGAGAAUUGCCAAAAUAAUAAUAAUUAUAUAAUAUAUAUAAUAAUGUCAGUUUUGUUUUCACUUUGUCUAAUUUGGCCUUACAUUUGAAAAUCACUUUGAAUUCCUAUGAAUUCUCAGUUUAACGAAUAACCCUGUUAGAGAAUAAACCCUAUUGAAAAUGCUCAUGUUUAUGCCUUAAAAAGUGAAUUAUAGUGAACUGAAAAUUGAAUUGGAUAUAUUGCUGAGCUGGAGAUUUUUUUCCAAUGCUGCUAUAUUGACCUAAGUCACGUGGCAACUUUUGUUGCUUUCUUUUGUUACUUACUGCCUAUACAUUAAUAAUUUUUCCAGUGGAAUUUAAAUCCUUUACUGGCAGUAAACGCCAUCGGUAGAGGUCACUGCACAUUAACACCUAUUGUACAGUUUGUUUCCUAAGAUUAUUGCCAAUAAUGGCUGCACCAGGCACUAAAUAUCCUUCAGUAGAACCAAAUAGCCCUUAGUAGAACCAAUAUCAACAGUUCAAAACUUAAUGGACCCUGUUGAACUCAGAUAUCAGAGUCCAAAACCCUUACGAGGCUAAUGCAACCUUUAUAUUAAUUUAACCUAUUUCAGCUAGCGGGUUCUAUUUAAUAGAAAGAAAGCCUGUCAUGUUUACCAUUGUUUUAGUGCAAUUCAGAAGCAUUUUUAUUUUAAUGAUUUUAUUUCUGCGUAUUAAAGUGUAGUAAUUAGUUACUUUACAUAACUACAUUACAUUUCAUUCAUAACUGUUUCAAAGAAUAAUAUAAUUACAUAAGCAACAGAAUUUUACAUUUUUACAAACAAACUUUCAGUAGCAUUAUUAAAUAAACAGGGAAUUGUGCUGAAACGACAAAGAAAUUGCAAAAUGGAGUCCAAUUUUAUUAACCAAGGUGGACAAAUUCUCUAACAAAAACUGGCUUAAUUCAUCACACUUUACUUUGUGUAAAUAACUCUCCAAAAUUGCUGUAUAGUUAGUGAUGAAAUGCCCCACAUCAAGUGACUAAGGAAAUAUAUUCUUCUUGCAGGGCUGUCCAUAUUUGGGAGUCAGCGUUGCAGAUGCAAUGGACGUGGAGCAAAUGCAGUGAUUGUCAAGUCGAUGGCAAGACUUGAAAUCUUUCCAAUAAGUGCCUCAUGUGAUAAACUGGACAUCAUGUAAGUUGCAGUUUCUUUUUGUGAAUUGAUGUGGUAGAAUUAUUUGUAUUUUCCCAAGGGCCAUAAUCAGUAUAGCCAGCUGGAGCCAGAAUCUCUUGCAAUAUGUUUUUGAGGGCCAACUCAUAGGCUGACCGUGUCAGCCAAAUACUCAGACCGAGUGUUCAGUCAGCCUAUAAACUAAUCCCUACACAGCUAGCCUAGCUUAGUGAAUGAGGUUCCGACUGAACAAACUUUUCUGUGACCUUUUUCAUUGGCUUUAUGUUGCCAGCUCUCCCCUGCUUCUAGAACAUAUCCUUAAUACAAACGUCUUGAUGUUCUUAAAAUAAAAAUAAUCUUUUGUGCUAUCAUAAGCAGCCUUGGUCUGUGGGUUGCACUGUUUUGGUUACGAAAUCUUGAAACCUUAUAUAUAAAGAUCAAUAAAUCUUUAACAAAAGCUCUCUAGGCUUAAAAGGGGCAGGGCCAACUGUUUCCUCGUUUUAAGGGACACUAUAGUUACCAGAACCACUACAGCCUAAUAUAGGAGUUCUGGUGUCUACAGCCUGUCCCUGUAGGCUUUUCAAUGUAAACGCUGCCUUUUCAGACAGCCGUUAGAGGUGCUUCAUAUCUAAAUAGUUAGUUUAACACUAUAGUAUCAGUAAUAGAUGUUUGUAUUCCUGACGCUAUAGUGUUCCUUUAAAUAAACUAAUAAAGAUAAAGAAUAAUAUGAAUACAAGUCCUCCUAAUGCUCUUCCCACGGUCAGGACGUGACUGAACAAUGCCAGGAUACAGGAGUAUACCAUUACCCAGAACAAGUCCUCACGUGUUAAAAGGUUUAAAAACAAAACAAACAAAAAAAAAACAAGACUACAUUAAAUCCUAUUUGUGUAUUACUAUCUUGCAGUGCUACAAUGAAGUCGGGAACACAGAUCUGCCUCAAUCCAUAUUCUAAAAUGGUGAAAGCAAUGAUUGCUAAUGUGACCAAGAAGAAGUAAGUAUUUUAAAAUAUAAAGAUACCCAAUAUUAUUUAACUGCUAGACAUUUGCUGAAAACAUGUAUUUCCUAACUCUCCAUCUGUUUGUGUGUGUCCAUCUGAAUAUCAUGAAGUGACUGGCCACAUAAACACAUUUAGGAUCACUGACUAAAACAAAAUUGUGGCGUAUUGACCAAUGAAUUGAAAAUAUGGAACCAAAAUAGUUGAACUGGAAAAAUGAUUCCACUCAGGUAUUUUUCUAUGAAAGCACAAGGAGGCCACAUAUUUUUAAAAUAGUUUUCUGUCUUGUUAUCUCAAGAAAACAACUGGUUUUCUUGAGAUAACAAGUCAGAAAAAAUAUUAAAAAUAUAUGACUCCCUGGGCUUCCGUAUUUUCUAACUAUUUUAGCAAAAAUUUAUCAAUAUCCUUGCGGUUUAGUAAACUAACCAGUAAAGAACACGACAUUUCAAUAGUGGAUAUAGUUCAAGUGGAACAAGUCUGGCAUUUAUAGCAGCACCAAAAACAGGCUAAGUAAAUCCCAUUACUAUCCUUGUAAUUUAAGUGACAUUCCAGCAUGGAAAUGCUUUUUUAAAUGUCAGAUCCUCCCAUUGCUCUCUGUUGCAAUGCUGCACAUGUCCAAUGUAUCAGAUACAAAAUUGCGGCAAACAUAACUGUAAUAUCACUGUGUGAGUGUAUAUAUACAUAUCAUCAUAAUGUCAAGACACAUGUAUUGGGGAGAGGUCCUUACAUUGUAUCCUAAGCAAGUUAAGUAAGUGGUUGUGGUGAUUUGAGCAUCAAUCAAUAUAAUUGAACAUGUUGUACGUUACAAUUAAAGUAAUUGUCUUUUUGUUGCAUCACAGGGGGUAUGUGAAAUGAAUGAACCUGAAGCAAUCCAAAAAUUGAAAAUGUUACUAAGGCUUCAAUCCUCGCUGCGUUUUUGGAUUCACAUGCAUGGCAAAAUAUUAAACAUAUUAACCUGAUACCAGCAUAUAUACAUUAUAACUAAAAUAAAUGCAUUCAUAAAAGACACAUAAUGUACGCACAUUUCUGAAAAUGGUCAACAAUCACAUCUCAGGUCUGAAGUAAAGUGCUUCAAAGAAAAAUGAAGGAAAGGUUUUGAAGUAUUGUUUAAUAGCUGAUGUUCAUAAUGUGGGUCACAAGUCCUUACUAACAGGUGAUCAUAUUCUCCUCGUGUUAUCAUUUUGGAUGAGUGGAGUGGGCAUCCAUGAUACUAUAGUUGUGUCACACAUCCAAAUACUUCCUGUUUUUGUCCCUGCCCAAUCUCUGUCUAAACCUUGGAUCUUAACUAUUGGAUCUGGAGGACCCAACAUUUGAUCUCCAUGCUAUUCCACGGGGACCUAUAUGGAUGGAGCCACACUCAUUGCAUGCAACAGCCCAAAAUGAUUAAGGCAGAAGCACUGCCCUUUGGACACUGGAAAAAGUAAAAAAAGAAAUAAAGGCUUCUGAAGAAUGGAUUUUUCAAAUAUAGUAUAUAUUGAAGCUAACCAUACAGGCGAAGAAUGCACAGAUAAGCUGUCAUGUUGACAGUUUGUGUUUCUUUCAAAAAAGGUUAAAAAUUAUUGGGCUAAACAAUGCUUCUUCUUACUAUCUUCAUGAGAAAUAAUAUAUGAUAUAACGAAAAGGAAAGAGAGCUUUUUUCUUUUUAUAGAGUUAGAAUUGGAAACAUAGAAACAUAGAAUGUGACGGCAGAUAAGAACCAUUCGGCCCAUCUAGUCUGCCCAAAUUAGUCACUAUAAUUAGAAUUGCCGUGGUUGCAAAGUUAUUUCACAAUGAAUUUGAAGUUUAAAGUCAAAGAAGCUAAACUGAGAACAGAGCUAACAUGGAGAUUAUUUCUAAUUUGGCAAUUUAAGUCUCAACUAGAAAAUUAACUUUGAAUUAAUUUUGAAUCCCUGGUAAUUCACAGUUUAGUAAAUAACCCUUUACGAAUCAUUAAACCAGAACCUUUCCCAGUGUUACAGAAACAGAAAUGCCUUACUGAAUGUAAAUAUUCAGGGUACUAUUCAGGUCUAUUAAAUGUUUGCCUCUUCUUUCUAUUCUAUCGUGAACAGAGUGGGCAGCAAGUCUGUCCCAUGCACUAGAAGGCAGUGCCUUCAUUAAAUACGGGUAAAAUUGUUCAAAUGGGUUCUUUGGGUAAAUGCAAGUGUGUUUGCUUUAUUUAUAAAUGUAUAAUAGAUGUAGCCAUAAUAAGAGUGAAUGGUAACAAGAUUAUUUCAGAUACAAAAUAUGAAGGGAAAAAAAAAAUCUUCAGUUAGGCUAUUUAGUUUUUUUCACAUUUUAGUUAUUGUGACCUAAACAUCUCUAGUUUAGUAAUGCAUUAAUAAUAAACACUUGCUAUAGUGGAACUCAAAAAAAGGGGAAAUAUUUUUUUUUAUUUUUUAUAAUUCUUUAUUUUGUCAAUGACAGAUGUAAGGGGAAAUAUUUUUAAAUGGAACUAUGUGCUUACUUUUACUGAGUAUCUAUUACUUGUAGAUCUAUUAUUUUAUAAAGAGCUGCAAUAAUUGUUGCCUCUUAUGACAUAAAGAUUGUCACAUACAGUAAUCUGAAUCAUACAUAUUAUUACAUUGUCA